AUGGUUCGACCAGGUCUUAACCAGCCGAAUCAGGCACAUCCUCAGGGUGACGGAAACAACAAGGCCGGUAUUCAGCCAAACAUACCAACGGGUAUACCUGUCAAUGACCAAACACAAAAACGUUGGAAUUCCGAUCUAUUCGACUGCAUGAACGACAGUGAAAACGCUGUGAUAACAUGUAUAGUUCCAUGCGUCACGCUUGGACAGAUCGCUGAAAUUGUUGACGAAGGCGCGACAACUUGUGCGAUUGGUGGGUUGAUGUAUGGAGCGAUGUUUCUAACUGCGUUACCGUUACCGUGCGUGUACUCAGCCAUGUUCCGGGCCAAGAUAAGAAACAAAUACGGGUUACCGGAUGCUCCAGCUCCAGAUUGGCUCACUCACUUGAUUUGUGGGCCUUGUGCUCUUUGUCAAGAGUAUCGUGAGCUCAAACACCGUGGUUUUGACCCCAAAAUUGGGUGGGCUUUGAAUGUGCAAGCACAACAGCAAGAGAUGAUGGCUCCUCCAACAGGUCAGCAAAUGAUGGGUUGA
Raphanus sativus (radish) is the source of this 528-nucleotide messenger RNA. Its product is annotated as protein PLANT CADMIUM RESISTANCE 4. The record is from RefSeq and is a predicted model, not a curated record. The transcript is spliced from 4 exons. Bases 1 to 528 code for a protein of 175 amino acids. Lineage: Eukaryota; Viridiplantae; Streptophyta; Magnoliopsida; Brassicales; Brassicaceae.